AUGGCCAACCCCCCACCACCCUCCCACGAAACAGCUCCCGACCCCGAGGAAGACGACCUUGACGACCUUGACGAUGUCCUUGAUUCCUUCGCUUCCAAGCCUUCCACCAAAUCUCCUCCCCCUGCCUCCGGUCCCGGCAGACCUCCGCCCCCCACCGCGAGCGACUCCGCCAUAGAAGAUGCCCCUCCAGACCUCCCAGACCUGCCCGCCGACCUCCAAAACAGCAUGUCCCAUCUGAUCUCGGAGCUCGGGGAGAACCCCGAAAUGCAAGCCCAGUUCGAAGCUAUGAUGGCCGAGCUCGUCGCCGCCGGACAAGCAGACACGCAGGAGGAAGCGGUGCAGCACGUCAAGAGCGCGAGCGAGAGUAUGCCGCAGAUGCCGGAGGAAGUCAAGCAAGCAACCGCAGGAAGCAAAGCUCCAGGGGAUAAGCAGGGAGUCAGUGCGAAAGGGGAAGAAAGCUUCCAGGACACCAUCCGCAGAACAAUGGAGCGCAUGCAAGCCUCGGAUUCCACAGCCAAAACCGCCACCGCCUCCGGAGGAGCAGAAGGCGGCAGCGACGAAGAAAAGAUGCUCAUGGACCUGAUGAAAUCCCUCGGCACCGGCGAGGGCGGAGGCGCCGAAGGCGGCGAGGAGGACUUCAACAGCAUGCUCAUGUCCAUGAUGGCGCAGCUCACCAACAAGGAAAUCCUGUACGAGCCGAUGAAAGAGCUGGACACCAAGUUCCCGGCUUGGAUGCGGGAGCAUGAGGGGAAGGAAGCAGAGAGCGAGAUGAAAAGGUAUAGGGAGCAGCAGAGGCUGGUGGGGGAGAUUGUGGGGAGGUUCGAGAAGGAAGGGUAUAGUGAUGGGGAUGAGGGGGAUCGGGAGUUUAUUGUUGAGAGGAUGCAGAAGAUGCAAUCGCAAGGAUCACCGCCGCCGGAUCUUGUGGGUGAUAUGGGUGCGGCGCAGGAUGCGUUAGAGGGUUUGGAGGGUGGAUGUCCGACGCAAUGA
Molecule: messenger RNA, 987 nt
Organism: Saxophila tyrrhenica
Lineage: Eukaryota; Fungi; Ascomycota; Dothideomycetes; Mycosphaerellales; Extremaceae
Gene: PEX19
Product: Peroxisome chaperone and import receptor
Exons: 2
Coding region: 1-987 (328 amino acids)
Biological process (GO): protein import into peroxisome membrane
Cellular component (GO): peroxisomal membrane; peroxisome
Source: RefSeq, a predicted model, not a curated record